This is a messenger RNA of Entrophospora candida, 131 nucleotides long. The record is from the annotation of a GenBank genome assembly. Lineage: Eukaryota; Fungi; Glomeromycota; Glomeromycetes; Entrophosporales; Entrophosporaceae.
CAACAAUUCAAGGCAUAGGAAAUUUAGCUGGUUCACUAUUGUUACUAAUUCAAUUAAGGGGCUAUAGGUGUAUGAAGAACAACAACAAUAAUAGCUAUACUGAUGAAGAAAUCAAUAAUAUAAUAGUUUAA